AACAAUAACAGGAUGCAGGGAUGCAGGAUGGGAAAAGGCUGACUCCCAGCUGGGGAACCUUGGAGACUGGAAAGCUGAACACUCCCAGUAUUGCUUAAUGAAAUGAAAACUGAUUUUUUGUUAUUGUUCUUCACUCUGGGUAGUGCUGUGUAGAUUUCUGGAUACUGUUGAUUUACUUUGCCUAACUUGGGAUAAAACUGAAGCUUCACCGACUCAUGUCAAUCAGCAGGUCUGUGUGUGUUUUGCCUGUCCUGGGAUAAGAAAGCAAAUAUCCUUCUUGCUGUCAGACUUUGUGACCAUAAAGCCUGUUUGUUAGACUUUCACCAGGAAAUGUUGUCUAAUGAUUAGAUCAAGGGACUAGGAGACCAGAACCUGUGGUUCUAUGGCUAGUUCUGAUACUGAUCCAUUGUGGGAACGCUGCCAAGUCAUUGAACCUGUUGCAAAAGAAGAUGAAAACGCUUAUUCUCCUUUUCUCCCUGAUCUUGGCUCCAGCCUCCACUUACACAGAAGAUUUCAAGACAAAACUAAAUCUUUCACCAAACAAUAACAGUCAUAAACGAUUUAAGAGAGAAUGGAUCUGGAAUCAAAUGCACAUCAUGGAAGAGAUUAAUUCACCAUUACCACAUCACGUUGGAAAGAUCACAUCAAGUGCAAGAAAUAAGAAUGCUAUGUAUGUUCUUGAGGGGGAAUAUGCCAACAGCAUCUUUAAAGUCCGUGAAGACACUGGAGAUGUGUAUGCAUUUGAGAGGCUGGACCGAGAAAAGAAAUCAGAGUAUGAGCUGACAGCUCUCUUUAUUGACAGAACCACCAACAAAUCACUGGAGCCACCAUCCAGAUUUAUCAUCAAAGUCUAUGAUGUUAAUGAUAAUGUUCCUGUGUUUGUACAAAAAGCAUUCAAUGGUUCUGUCCCAGAAAUGUCACCAGUAGGAACUUCAGUCACCAAAGUGACAGCAGUGGAUGCUGAUGACCCAACAGUUGCAGGUCAUGCCACAGUCAUAUACCAAGUUAUUCAAGGAGAGCGCUAUUUCACGGUUGAUGAAUCUGGAGUGAUUUCUACAGCCACAGCUGAUUUAGACAGAGAGACUCAGUCUACAUACGAAAUUGUUGUUAAAGCAAAAGAUUCUCCAGGGCUUCACGGUGGGGAUUCAAGCACUGCUACAGUAAUCAUUACUUUGUCUGACAUCAAUGACAACUUCCCAACAUUUAAACAGCAAUCGUUCCACUUUAAAGUCCCUGAAAACGUUCGAGUAGGAAGUGAAGUUGGCAGAUUAAAAGUAGAAGACAUUGAUGAGCCACAAAACAGAAACACGAAGUAUAAUUUUGUCAGAGGACACUAUAGAGAUACCUUUGAAAUUAUACCAAAUGCAUUCACCAACGAAGGAAUAAUUAAGCCAAAGAAGCCAUUGGACUAUGAAAAAAUAAAAGAGUACAAGUUUGACAUUGAAGCAACUGAUCCAACGGUUAAUAUGCGUUUCUUCAAGCCUGGUGGGCCAAAGAGCAUUGCAGCCGUUACCAUUGAAGUUCUUGAUGUUGACGAGCCUCCCAUCUUCUCUCAACCAUCCUAUGUUUAUAAAGUAAAAGAAAACUACCUCCCAAAAAACCCACUUGGUACAGUUUUGGCAGUAGAUCCUGAUGCAGCAAAACGGAAAAUUAGAUAUACCCUCCGAAGAUCCAGCCCUAGUGGGGACUAUGUCAAAGUAUCCAAUAGUGGAAAUAUCUUCAUCUCAAAGCCUCUGGACAGAGAAGCCAGUGCCUGGCAUAAUCUAACCGUGGCAGCUCAAGAAAUCAUGGCAGACAAUAGACUGUCUGACAUAGAAUCACAUACACAAGUUUAUAUCCAGGUUCUUGAUCAAAAUGACAAUGCUCCAGAAUUUGCUUAUCCUUAUGAGCCCAAAGUGUGUGAAAAUGCUGCACCGGGAAAGGUAAUAAUCAGGAUUUCAGCUACUGAUAAGGAUGAAAUGUUGCCUGGCAUUAUCUUCAAAUAUUCCCUGACCACAGAAGAUAGCAACUUCACAUUGGUUGACAAUCACGAUAACACAGCUAAUGUCACUGUCAAAUAUGGACAGUUUAACCGUGAGCUGGCAAAAAUCCACUACCUACCUGUCAUCAUCUCAGACAAUGGCACACCUGAACUAAGCAGCACAAACACACUUUCCAUCAGUGUCUGCAAGUGUGAUGAGAAAGGAGAAUUCACUUUUUGCGAAGAAGCAGCUAAGCAAGUUGGAGUUAGCAUUCAGGCGCUGGUGGCAAUUUUUAUCUGCAUCCUCACAAUCCUUGUAAUCACAUUGUUAAUCAUUCUGAGAAAGAGGCACAAGAAAGAGCUGACUGUACUAAGGAAGAAUGUGGCAGAGAUUCACGAGCAGCUUGUCACCUAUGAUGAAGAAGGUGGUGGUGAAAUGGACACUACCAGCUACGAUGUGUCUGUGCUCAACUCUGUCCGCAAGAAUGGCAUGAACCUGGAUACUGGGCCCUGCCUGUAUGCACAGGUCCAGAAGCCAACAGGAAAUGGAAAUUCUGGCACUGGGGAAAUGGCAAUUAUGAUUGAGGUGAAGAAGGAUGAAGCUGACAAUGAUGGGGAUUUGCUGCCAUAUGACACUCUUCACAUUUAUGGCUAUGAAGGUGCCGAGUCCAUUGCAGAAUCUCUUAGCUCUUUGGAGUCAGGAUCCUCAGAUUCAGAUAUUGACUAUGACUUUCUAAAUGACUGGGGUCCAAGAUUUAAAAUGUUAGCUGAGCUUUAUGGAUUGGAGCCAAAUGAAUACUUUGUGUAUUAAGUUCAAAUCAACUGUAUUUAGUUUCCCCCCUCCCCCCCCGAGACAGAUAGGAAAGCCAAGAUGCAACUAGUAUGCAAAAGGAGGAUCAACAGAUCUUUACACAAGCAGUGCAGGAUGUAACUAUGAUUCUAGACACCAAAAACCUCAACGCAUUUUGGGUUAAAAAAUUACAACGAAAUCCAUUUUUUUUUAAAAAUUAGUGACAUUGUUCUUGUCCCAUUCCCGCAGCAUGGACAGCUCAGCUAGCGCAGCGGCUCCUCCACUGACACUAGUUCUCUAUGACCCACAGGUAGGCUCCACAAAGCAUGUCUUUUGCCUCAUUACUGCCCAGCACCUGUGAAAGUUUUCCAUAUAUAUGCUGAUGCCUACAGCAGCAUGACCCCGAUUUCUUCCCCAUUCCAUGUGGUCACACCCCCUUUUAUCAAUGCAAAAUUAAGAACGGAGGAGUCUAGCAGCUCUGGGAAGGAACAUAUAAUGGAGGCACCUGUAGCCACUUCCCCCUCAAGUCUGCCUUGCCUCCUGUACCAUCUUGCAUGGAUAAUCUAUGCCUUUGCUUAUACAAUAAAGGGGAGGAUCAUCAUUUAAUAUUAAAGAUAAUUCCAUUAUGUUCCAAGAGAUUCAUGAUAUCUCCCUUCUUCCCAAUUCACUAGUUACCUUUCCACUCUAAAAAUGGCUACUGCAUGAAGAUAGUAGAACUCUUUGGGAUUUUUAAAAGACCACCAGAGUGGUUUUAAUUGGUCAUUUUUGAAAAGCUUGCCUGUGGGGAUUUCUGGCACAGUCCUGGAGUAUUAAAAUCUCUCUUUAUCCUCAGGAAAAAAAGCUUUUCCUUUCUUAACUAGGAUCUCGGUGCUAUUCAAUGACUAUACCCUGCUGAGCAGGAAACCUGCAGAUCAGGUGGAACGUUAAGGCUCCAGAACUGUAGGUCUCACUGGAUUGCAACAAUCAAAUCACACAUAUUACAGGCUAAGCAGGUGUUGGUUUUUCUAGGAGUUUUCUUUUUAAUAUAGUUGAAGGAAUUUAACUAUUUCAGGGGAAAAAAUUCAAGGGUCUCAUUACUGUGAAUUUUGUUUUUAAACAGGUACUGUAAAAUGGGUAUUUUCCACCUAGGAAAGUACUGGGGACAUCCAGACCAGACUAUUGUAUCUGUGUAUUCUAUUGUGUCUGAAAUACCAAGGCAUGAACAUAAGCAAGGUUUUGGGUGCCACCACCACUGCAUCCCUGAUCAUGCAAAGACACAUGCACAUACUUAACUUCAUACACAGCAGGGAGUCAUCCUGUUCAGCUGAAAGCCAGUGCACACAGUGCAUCAAGUCAAACAAACAUGUAUGUUUUUCAGGAUCUAGGCAAGUGAUGACAAUGGGCUGGCUCCUGCUCCCACUGAUGUAAGACUCCCAUUGAUUUUAAUGGGAGCAGGGUCCUGCCAAUAAGAUACCCAGUUUUGCAGGAUCAAUAGGAAUUAGUUUAUCUGAUCUCUUGAUUUAAGAUUGGAUUUUAUAUUAUAGUCGCUAAUCCAAAUACUAAAAAGUCUUCUCUUUUAAACCAGUGUAGCGGAAUUUCACAGAUUUGCAUUUCGCUAAGCCACCCAUAGCUGAUACACAAAACCCAGCAUCCUUUUUCAGCAAAAAGAUUUAAUAGCAAGGUAUUAAAUCUGCAGCGUGGUCUCAUUAUUAGUACUUCACUACUUUUUCAAAAUACACUAUACAACAUUUAGUAGGACACUAUCAUCAAUUAUUCAAAUUGUAGUACACUUUCCAUAUACGGGCCUGACCAAACCCAUUGAGAAUCUUCCCAUUGGUGGUUGGAUCAGGCCUUUUAUAAAUAAUGUACUUUUUUUUAAAUUUGUGUUUGUUCACUUAAUCAUUAGUUUGCAAAUCCAGUCCUUGAUGCACGAUUGUGUUAUAAAGAGUUCUUACUAAUACUUAUGUUUUAAGAUUUUCAUGUAUAAUAAGGUGUUGCUAUUCAACAGGAAAUGUUAGCUAUAAAAUUAUUCAGUGCCAUAGCUAAAGAGUCUUCUGUAAACAACAUCCAGAUAACAUUUCCUAUAAUCACUGUGGGGUUUUUUGCAGUCUGCAUUAUAACAUUAUUCUAAGGAACACUGUACUGAUCUCUACUAUACAUCAAAGGUGUUUGCACUGGAUAUUUUCUUUUAAUAUUGCUGUACUUGUUGUUUUUAACUUACAUAAAAGCCAAAUUCAAAUGUAGUGUUAUUUCUCUGUGAAUUAAUAAGCUGCAAGCA
Dermochelys coriacea (leatherback sea turtle) is the source of this 5007-nucleotide messenger RNA. RefSeq names its product cadherin 5 (gene CDH5). The transcript is spliced from 14 exons. Gene Ontology annotation, biological process: calcium-dependent cell-cell adhesion; homophilic cell-cell adhesion; adherens junction organization. Bases 450 to 2771 code for a protein of 773 amino acids. The record is from RefSeq and is a predicted model, not a curated record. NCBI's taxonomy places the organism in Eukaryota, Metazoa, Chordata, Testudines, Dermochelyidae. Gene Ontology annotation, molecular function: calcium ion binding; cadherin binding. Gene Ontology annotation, cellular component: plasma membrane; bicellular tight junction; adherens junction.